Messenger RNA from Armigeres subalbatus, 2598 nucleotides. It is a transcript of the gene Spg7, whose product is annotated as paraplegin. NCBI's taxonomy places the organism in Eukaryota, Metazoa, Arthropoda, Insecta, Diptera, Culicidae. Bases 217 to 2520 code for a protein of 767 amino acids. Gene Ontology annotation, molecular function: ATP hydrolysis activity; metalloendopeptidase activity; ATP-dependent peptidase activity. The transcript is spliced from 3 exons. The record is from RefSeq and is a predicted model, not a curated record. Gene Ontology annotation, biological process: mitochondrial protein processing. Gene Ontology annotation, cellular component: m-AAA complex; membrane.
AUUUGAAUUUCAUAACACACAAGUGAGAAAGGUGUCCACUCGGUCCACUCGUUUUAUUUGUUAACUGCGUUUAAUAUAAUAUUUAAAAAGGUUCUGUAAUUGUAAUUUAUUAAUCAUACUGUACCCGGUCGGUUACACCCUAUUUCAGGUCAAGGAAUUCUAAAUCGUGAAAAGUUAUAAAAGUAUGAUUUUAGAAUCCAUCGGCGAAGCGAAAAAAUGUUGAGAUUAGCAUCGAUAAAACCCCAACUCGCCGGACGACUGUCCAGCUCAGCUCUGAGGACACUUUCCUCGACUGGAAACAACCGCCCCACCUCUCAAAUUACAUUUAUAGUCAAAACGACCACCGGUUUCCAGCAGUUAAGCCGUGUCCAAAUAUGCCAGCUGAGGGAUGAAUACCGUGCUGUUUUCCAGCUGUUCUCUCGUUCCUACGGAGUGCCUCACCAUAUUCUGAGUCGCAGCCUGCAUAGUUCGGUGCGACGAUUCCAACAAAAUCGAGAUGAAGGCAGUUCCUCCUCUGGAUCCGGUCCGAAUGGCAAAAAACCGAAGAAUGACGACGACAAGGAGAAGAUGAUGUCGGUUGUAACGAAGACCCUGUUCUGGAUGGUGACCGUCUACAUGCUGGUGGGAUUCCUAACGAUGGUUGUUCCGAACAAGAACCGACCGGAGACAACCACUCGGUACGUAAGCUGGCAUGAAUUUGUGCACCACAUGCUUGCGGUGGGGGAGGUGAAAGAAGUAGUUAUUCAUCCCGAUAUGGAAAUGGUGACCAUUCUGCUGCAUGACGGGGCGAUUAUUAAGGGACGGAAGGCACAUUCGAACAUUUUCCACAUGGCUGUGGCCGAUGUGAACAAAUUUGAGGAGAAGCUGAGACUGGUGGAAAAGCGACUGGGGAUUAAGGAUGGCGUUUCGGUUCAGUUUGAGCGUAGUGGGGACGUCAGCGGGCGGAUCCUGUUCACGUUGAUUGCGACGGGAGUGAUCAUUGCGCUGCUUAGCCGGAUGAGGGGCAUCCGAGGUCCGAUCAGCAUGGACUCGUUUACGCAAAUGGGUCGCGCCAAAUUCACCCUUGUAGAUCCUAUAGAGGGGGGACGCGGCGUGUUUUUCAAGGAUGUUGCCGGACUGCAGGAAGCUAAGCAGGAAGUCAUGGAAUUUGUUGACUAUCUGAAAGCUCCGGAACGCUAUCAACGAUUAGGAGCAAAGGUUCCGAAGGGGGCGCUUUUACUAGGUCCACCCGGAUGUGGCAAAACUUUGUUGGCUAAGGCAGUGGCCACAGAAGCGGCCGUACCGUUUCUCAGCAUGAACGGUUCGGAGUUUAUCGAAAUGAUUGGUGGAUUGGGAGCGGCUCGAGUGCGAGACCUUUUCAAGGAAGCGCGGAAACGAUCACCUUGUAUUAUCUACAUUGACGAAAUCGACGCCAUCGGAAGGCAGCGAGACGGUGGUGGGAGCUUCGGUGGUGUCAGUUCCGGAGAAUCCGAGCAAACAUUGAACCAAUUGUUAGUCGAAAUGGAUGGAAUGGCCUCCAAGGAAGGUGUGCUGAUGUUGGCCAGUACUAAUCGAGCGGACAUUCUGGACAAGGCCUUGCUUCGACCGGGACGUUUCGAUCGACACAUCCUCAUCGACUUACCGAACCUCAUUGAGCGGAGGGAAAUCUUCGAAAAACAUCUGUCAGGAAUCGCUCUGGAGGCAUCUCCGGAGAAAUACUCCGCUCGUUUGGCAACUCUAACGCCGGGAUUUUCCGGUGCGGACAUAGCCAACGUGUGCAACGAAGCUGCUCUUCAUGCUGCACGAUCUAGUCAAAAGACGGUUAUGACAAAAAAUUUGGAAUAUGCCGUCGAGCGGUUGGUAGGCGGAACAGAGAAACGUUCGCAUGCGCUGUCCCCGGUGGAACGGAGAGUGAUUGCGUUCCACGAAUCCGGCCAUGCGCUGGUCGGUUGGCUGCUUCCGAACUCGGACGUGCUGCUCAAGGUGACAAUUGUUCCAAGGACGAGUUUGGCGCUCGGCUUCGCUCAGUAUACGCCGAAGGAGCAGAAACUGUACAGUAAGGAGCAACUGUUCGAUAAAAUGUGUAUGGCCUUAGGAGGGCGCGCGGCAGAGAAUAUUACCUUCAACAGGAUAACCACUGGGGCCCAGAAUGAUUUGGAGAAGGUCACCAAGAUGGCAUACGCACAGAUAAAAUACUUUGGCAUGAACAAAACGGUCGGUCCUAUCUCGUUCUCCGAUGAGUCAGAAUCCAAUCCGUACGCCGGGAAGCCGUACUCGAAGCAACUGUCCAACAUAUUCGACGUCGAGGCCCGCCAAAUGAUCACCGAAGCGUACGACAGAACGGAAAAAAUCCUCCAGGACAAUGCCGACAAAUUGCGCACCCUGGCUGAGGCGUUGCUCGAAAAGGAAACUCUCAACUAUGACCAGGUGGUGGAGCUGAUUGGGCCUCCACUGUAUGACGACGCCAAGCGAAAGAUCGAGCCGGUAGAAUUUGAAGACAGCUUGAAAAAGCUGGCCAACGGCGGAGAUGAACCCAAAUGAAUAAAAUGUAAAUAAUUAGAACUGUGUCGUGUUGAUUAUUGAUUAAAACAAAUGAUUAUACUUACCCAAAAGAUUCAA